This is a messenger RNA of Trypanosoma rangeli, 1497 nucleotides long. RefSeq names its product putative nima-related protein kinase. Lineage: Eukaryota; Euglenozoa; Kinetoplastea; Trypanosomatida; Trypanosomatidae. The coding region runs from base 1 to 1497 and encodes 498 amino acids. The transcript has a single exon. The record is from RefSeq and is a predicted model, not a curated record. Gene Ontology annotation, molecular function: ATP binding; protein kinase activity. Gene Ontology annotation, biological process: protein phosphorylation.
AUGUCGCCUAAUGACGCGAUGAUCGCGCGUGUGUGUCGCACGUUCAGCGAUGCCUUUGCAAUGGAUGAAGCGACGGCGAAGGAGCGGGGGAAGAAGUACUGGGUCAGUCGAGUUCUGGGUUCCGGUGCGACCGGCACCGUACUGUGUGCGAAGCGCACGUCGGAUGGGGAGUCUUUUGCCGUGAAGGUUGUGGACAUGGAGGGCAUGUCGGAAGCUGACAAGAACCGCGCACAGGCGGAGGUGCACUGCCUGCUGAACUGUGACUUUUUUUCCAUACUGAGGUGUUACGAGGACUUUGCAAAGAAGGACCUUGCCGACGAGGAGAAUGUUUUGAUGAUGGCACUGGUGCUUGACUACGCAAAUGCCGGGGAUCUCCGCCAGGAGAUCAAGAGCCGUGCCAAGGCGUCGCGAACAUUUCGUGAGCACGAGGCAGGUCUUCUUUUCAUUCAAGUCUUACUUGCGCUUCAUCACGUGCACUCGAGGCACAUGAUCCAUCGCGACAUCAAGACUGCCAAUAUCCUCCUUUGCAGUAAUGGACUUGUGAAGCUUGGCGACUUUGGAUUUAGCAAGAUGUAUUCCGCCACUGUUUCGGGUGACGUCGGCAAGACGUUUUGCGGCACGCCGUACUAUGUUGCGCCGGAGAUUUGGCGACGGAAGCCCUACAGCAAGAAGGCCGAUCUUUUUUCCCUGGGUGUGCUGCUGUACGAGCUGCUAACGCUGAAGAGGCCGUUUGAUGGCGAGAAUAUGCAGGAGGUGAUGCAGAAGGCGCUGGCUGGGAAGUAUGACCCGCUGCCGACGACGAUUAGCCCUGAGAUGGCGGAAGUCGUAUCGAUGCUUCUCUCUGGAGACCCGCACGUCCGUCCCUCGACCAGUAAGCUGCUCAACAUGCCCAUUUGCAAGCUGUUUGUUUCUGGUUUGCUCGAAAUUGUGCAGACACAGUCUUCCUUUGCGGGGCCGCUACGUGAAAUGAUAUCAAUGAACAUUCAGGACGUAAAACGGUCUCUUAAAGAGGAGAAACGCAUUGCCGUCAGGCAAAUGGAGGAAUCACAGUCGACUGCUGCUGCGUCCACAACGAUCCUGGAGGGGGCAACCCCAAUGGGAAGCGUAGGGGACCUCACGCUGUACGAAGGCAUCGUGAGGAAACAAAGCGGUGACGUUGCGUGGAAACGUCGGUACCUGUGCAUACGCGGGGCACUUGAGGAUGGUGAGCGUCUCGAUGCAGGGAGGAUGCCGAGGUUCAAGAGCCUGGACCUCGUACUGGCUGUAUCGAAGGAGACGAUGCGGCAACAGUGCAUUGCGACGCCGUUUUCCGAGCUGGAGGAUGUGUUCCCUGUCCCGAGCAAGUACACGGGGUCGAAUGCGCGGCACGUGUUUGCUGUGGCCUUCAAGACAGGAAAGCGUCUUCUCUUUCAGGCACGUGGUGAUCCUGAGCGGGAUGAGUGGAUGCAAAAGAUCCAGGAGGCUCUCGGAAUUGAUGACGAAAACCAGAUUCUGUAG